Entrophospora sp. SA101 is the source of this 137-nucleotide messenger RNA. The record is from the annotation of a GenBank genome assembly. NCBI's taxonomy places the organism in Eukaryota, Fungi, Glomeromycota, Glomeromycetes, Entrophosporales, Entrophosporaceae.
AUGUCUUUGGAAAUAAGAUUAAAACAAUGGUUAAUGGAUCUCGAGUUAAAAAUGUAUUUGACUUUUACACUAGAUUUUGCUAAGUUGACAUUGACACCUGAACCAGAUAUCAAAGAAACAAUCUUUCGGGACCUAUU